UGGGCAGCCGGAAGCAGGAAGUGAGUGAGAGAGUGAGACAGAGAAGCAGCUGGUGCAGCCACGAUGGCAGACCCCCAGUACAUCCUCCCCAAUGACAUUGGUGUGGCCAGCCUCGACUGCCGCGAAGCCUUUGGACUGCUGUCCCCUAUGGAGCGGCUCUACGCGCACCAUUUGUCCCGGGCCGCUUGGUACGGGGGUCUGGUUGUGUUACUUCAGACUUCUCCCGAGGCCCCCCACAUCUACACUCUCCUCAGCCGCCUCUUCCGUGCCCAGGAUCCCGAGCAGCUCAAAGAGUGUGCCCUGAAGGAGGGUUUCACAGAGGAUGAAUAUCAGGCUUUCCUGGUCUAUGCCGCAGGGAUCUAUGCCAACAUGGGGAACUACAAGUCUUUUGGGGACACCAAGUUCAUCCCCAAUUUGCCCAAGGAGAAGCUGGAACGAUUAGUGUUGGGGAGCCAGGCCGCCCGAGAGCAUCCAGAAGAGAUUGGGGGGCUCUGGCAGGUCUGUGGGAACCUCAUGUUCUCUCUGGAGCCCCAGCAGCGCCAUCUGGGCCUGGGAAGUGAGGGUACCACCACAUAUUUCUCUGAGAAUUGUACCUUGGAAGAUGCCAAGCUGGCCCAGAGCUUCUUGGAUUCCCAGAAUCUCAGUGCCUACAACACAAGGCUGUUCAAGGGGACGGACGCAGACGGGAAGCCGUGCUUUGAGGUGCGCCUGGCCUCUAUCCUCCGAGAAGAGAUCACCCCAGACUCAGACAUGGUGCCGAAGCUGAAGAGCUACGACUUUGAGGGCUGCCGGUUCCAGGUGACCCGGGGAGAUUACUCGCCCCUCCUCCAGAAGGUGGUGGAGCACCUGGAAAAGGCCAAGGCCUACGCAGCCAACAGCCACCAGGAGCAGAUGCUGAGCCAGUACGUCGAGAGCUUCACGGAGGGCUCCAUUGAGGCCCACAAGAAGGGCUCUAGACACUGGAUUCAGGACAAGGGCCCCAUCGUGGAGAGCUACAUUGGCUUCAUCGAGAGUUACCGAGACCCCUUCGGCUCCCGGGGAGAGUUUGAAGGGUUUGUCGCUGUGGUGAACAAGUCCAUGAGUGCCAAGUUUGAGUGCCUGGUGGAGAGCGCUGAGCAGCUGCUGAAAGAGCUGCCCUGGCCCCCGGCUUUUGAGAAGGACAGAUUCCUCACCCCCGACUUCACCUCCCUCGAUGUCCUCACCUUUGCGGGCUCCGGGAUCCCUGCUGGCAUCAACAUCCCCAACUAUGAUGAUCUCCGGCAGCAGGAGGGCUUCAAGAACGUGUCUCUGGGCAACGUGCUGGCCGUGGCCUACACCACCCAGCGCGAAAAGCUCACCUUCCUAGAAGAAGAGGACAAGGACCUCUACAUCCGCUGGAAAGGGCCAUCCUUUGAGGUCCAGGUGGGGCUGCAUGAGCUGCUGGGCCAUGGUAGCGGGAAGCUCUUUAUACAGGAUGAGAAAGGAGCUUUCAACUUUGACCAGAAUACUGUGACCAACCCAGAAACGGGGGAGCAGAUCAGGAACUGGUACCGGAGUGGAGAGACAUGGGACAGCAGAUUCAGUACCAUCGCGUCCAGUUACGAGGAGUGCCGGGCUGAGAGCGUGGGGCUCUAUCUCUGUCUCCACCCACGUGUCCUGGAGAUCUUUGGGCUAGACGGUCCUGAGGCUGAGGACGUGGUGUAUGUGAACUGGCUGAACAUGGUGCGCGCGGGGCUGCUCGGCCUAGAAUUCUACACCCCAGAAACAUCCAGCUGGAGACAGGCGCACAUGCAGGCCCGCUUUGUGAUCCUGAGGGUCCUGCUGGAAGCCGGGCAGGGACUGGUCACAGUCGUCCCCACCACUGGCUCCGACGGGCGCCCAGAUGCCCGGGUCCGUCUGGAUCGGCACAAGAUCCACUCAGUUGGCAAGCCUGCCCUGGAGCGGUUCCUGCGGCGCCUCCAGGUGCUGAAAUCAACAGGAGAUGUGGCCGCUGGGCGGGCGCUGUACCAGGGGUACUCCGCCGUCACUGAUGCUGCCCCUGAAAACUUCCUUGCCCUCCGGGAGACAGUGCUGUUGCGGAAGGAGGCCCGCAAGCUUAUUGUGCAGCCCAAUACGUGCCUCGAAGGCUCCCAGGUGCAGCUCCGUGAGUAUGAUGCCUCGGCCGCCGGCCUUAUCCGCUCCUUCGUGGAACGCUUCCCUGAGGAUGGGCCCAAGCUCGAGGAGCUGCUCACUGGGCUGGCCAAGGCUGAUGCCCACUUCUGGAGGGGCCCCAAAGAAGUCCCGGCCCUCCAGGCCUGAAGAAGAUCCUAAGCAGCUCUCCUCACUUGAGCCCCUCCCCACCCCCCUCCCUCCCUCUUUCCCUCUCUCGGUUGGGGUUUGAGGAGGGACGUGGGCUGGGCCUCCUGCCCCGAAUAUCAAGUUUGUGCCCAGCGGCAGGGCGGGGGUGGCUGCAGAGCUGACAGCCAUCCAUUACCCCCUCCGUCUCCACGUGAGGAUCAGCCAGAGCGGCCCGUGAUGGUGGCCAGUACAUCUUGGACGCUCAGUAGCUGUCCAGGGACCCUGGGCCAGAUCCCUUCUCUCAGAGCCAGUUUCCUCUUCUGUUCAGGGAUGGUUCCACCCUGCCUACCUGCCUACCUCUCACAGGGUUGUUGUGAGGAAAGUGGUUUAUAACCUUUAAAGAGCUUUUGAAACGGGG
This is a messenger RNA of Phascolarctos cinereus (koala), 2674 nucleotides long. It is a transcript of the gene DPP3, whose product is annotated as dipeptidyl peptidase 3. Lineage: Eukaryota; Metazoa; Chordata; Mammalia; Diprotodontia; Phascolarctidae. The record is from RefSeq and is a predicted model, not a curated record. Gene Ontology annotation, cellular component: cytoplasm. Gene Ontology annotation, biological process: proteolysis. Gene Ontology annotation, molecular function: dipeptidyl-peptidase activity; metalloexopeptidase activity.